GUCCUCGCAGGGAUCCAGCAUGGCGGACACCGGUGUGGUGGAGACGCUCCUCCGGCGGAUUGAGAAGGCGGACGACGGGGUGGACAGCCUGGAGGCGGCCGGCAGCCUCGGGCUGGACCACCAGGUCAUCGUCGGGGCCGUGAAGAGUCUGCAGGCGCUCGGAGACCUGAUCUCAGCCGAGCUGCGCUCCUCUAAACGCUGGGAGCUGACGGAUGAGGGCCGAGAGAUCGCCGAGCAGGGCAGCCAUGAGGCGCGGGUCUUCAGCUCCGUCCCUCUGGAGGGUCUGCAGCAGAGUGAGCUCAUGAAACUGUCCUUCGGGAAGAUCGGCUUCAGUAAGGCGAUGUCCAACAAGUGGAUCAGAGUGGACAAAUCAUCCGAGGGCGGCCCGCGGAUUUUCAGGACUGUGGACAGCAUCGAGGACCAGGUCAGAGAGAAGCUGCUGCAGGUGCAGAACGGAAACACCUCCGAGCUGGAGGAGAAAGAGAAGAACGAGCUGAAGAAGAGGAAGCUGCUCUCUGAAGUGACGGUGAAGUCGUACUGGAUCAGGAAAGGCGGCUCGUUCAGCACCACCGUCACCAAACAGGAGACGGAGCUCACUCCCGAGAUGAUUGCCAAUGGCAGCUGGAAGGAGAAGAAGUUUAAGCCGUAUAACUUCGAGGCGAUGAUGGGCGUGGCUCCUGACUGCGGACACCUGCACCCGCCGCUGCUGAAGGUGCGGACGCAGUUCAGGCAGAUCUUUCUGGAGAUGGGCUUCACAGAAAUGCCGACCAACAACUUCAUCGAGAGCUCUUUCUGGAACUUCGACUCGCUGUUUCAGCCUCAGCAGCACCCGGCCAGAGACGCACACGACACCUUCUUCCUGUCCGACCCGGCACUCGCCCACGGGUUCCCGCAGGACUACCUGGAGAGAGUGAAGAGGGUCCACUCAGAGGGAGGCUACGGCUCGCAGGGGUACAAAUACGACUGGAAGAUCGAGGAGGCUCAGAAGAACAUCCUCCGCACUCACACCACAGCGGUCAGCGCACGCAUGUUGUACAAACUCGCACAACAGGAGAAGUUCACCCCCGUCAAGUAUUUCUCCAUCGACCGCGUGUUCAGGAACGAGACGUUAGACGCCACCCACCUGGCCGAGUUCCACCAGAUUGAGGGCGUGGUCGCCGACUACGGACUCACACUGGGAGACCUGAUGGGCGUCCUGCAUCAGUUCUUCACUAAACUAGGAAUCACCAAACUGCGCUUCAAGCCCAAACUGCGCUUCAAGCACAACCCGUACACAGAGCCCAGCAUGGAGGUGUUCAGCUACCACGAAGGACUACAGAAGUGGGUUGAAGUGGGAAACUCGGGCGUCUUCAGACCGGAGAUGCUGCUGCCGAUGGGUCUGCCCGAGGACGUGUCUGUGAUAGCCUGGGGACUUUCUCUGGAGAGGCCCACCAUGAUCAAAUACGGCAUCAACAACAUCAGAGAGUUGGUGGGACACAAGGUGAACCUGCAGAUGGUCUACGACGGCCCCAUAUGCCGACUGGAGUCCUGAGGUUCACUUUAUCAUUAUUAUUUUUAUUUUGAAUGGACGCGGCUUACCGUUACCACGGGACACCUCUUUUCUACGUCUCACUCUCUCCAGCCCGAGCACGACCGGUGAAACCAGCUGAGAGCAGUCGACUUAUUUUUCAGCUUUAACACAUAAGACUUCCCUUCUGCUGCCAAACAUCAGUGCGACUAAAAACGGAUUCAUGACAUCAACCUUCACAGUUUAUACAGAAAAUGACCCACCUGUACAGGAAAAAUACACAUUUUGGAACUUAAAGGUUCAAUAAAAAGCUUUUUUUCCAAAUAA
Plectropomus leopardus (leopard coralgrouper) is the source of this 1834-nucleotide messenger RNA. It is a transcript of the gene farsa, whose product is annotated as phenylalanyl-tRNA synthetase subunit alpha. Gene Ontology annotation, molecular function: phenylalanine-tRNA ligase activity; tRNA binding; ATP binding. Gene Ontology annotation, cellular component: phenylalanine-tRNA ligase complex; cytoplasm; cytosol. Lineage: Eukaryota; Metazoa; Chordata; Actinopteri; Perciformes; Serranidae. Gene Ontology annotation, biological process: phenylalanyl-tRNA aminoacylation. The record is from RefSeq and is a predicted model, not a curated record.